AUGCGGAGCUCUUCUCCUAGCAAAGUUGUACGAGUUAAUCAACCAAGCUAUGCACAUCGAAAUAAUGCAACAUUCUGGACAGAUUCCACCAUCGCAUUACACUGGAUCAACACACAACCAUCUGCAUUGAAAACCUUUGUUGCCAACCGCAUCGCCGAAAUCAGAGAGAAGACCUCACCUGACCAAUGGAAACACGUGCCCACAGAGUACAACCCAGCCGACGGAUUAUUCAGAGGACUCUCACUAGUUGAAUUAGCAAAACAAACAAUAUGGCAGUCAGGCCCAUCAUGGUUGGCGCAACCCAAAGACAACUGGCCACACCUCGAACUAAAAUUACCAAAUACAAUUCCGGAGAGCCGUAAUAACUUUUGUUUCAAGAUGGAGAUCCUUCCCAACCAACUAUUACGACGAUACUCCAAUUUUGAUAAAUUCACUCGAAUAAUAGCAUACUGCCUUCGAUUCAGGUCACCACGACCUAAAGGUCCGCUGCAGCCAGCUGAAUUAGAAAGAGCCAUCAAGAUCAUAGUGAAAUGGUUGCAAGAGGAAACCUUUCAACGCGAGUUGUGCGAAUUGCGAAAAAAUUGCAAAAUACACAACAAGAGCAAGUUGCUCACAUUAAAUCCAUUCCUAGAUAGCGAUGGAAUUAUCCGAAUCGGAGGAAGACUCGUUCAAGCCAACCAAUCAUAUCAUGCUACCCAUCCAAUUGUCCUUCCAAAAUCCCAUCAUAUUGUCUCCCUGAUCAUACAAUCCUACCACAUCAAAAAUCUUCACGCUGGAGCUCAGACUACACUCUACUCUAUUAGACAAAGGUACUGGCUACUUGACGGACGAAACCAAGUCAGAAGAGUAGUCAGAAGUUGCAUUAAAUGUUUUCGAGCGGCCCCACCAUCAACGAAUUAUCCAAAGGGAGAUUUACCGGCAGUCAGGGUAAAUGAAGCACCACCCUUCACGAACGUUGGUGUUGACUACUGCGGGCCAUUCUACAUUAAGGAAAAGAAGAUCCAUGCAAGACCACAAAAGGAGGACAAGAUUUAA
Messenger RNA from Frieseomelitta varia, 1035 nucleotides. RefSeq lists its product as uncharacterized. The record is from RefSeq and is a predicted model, not a curated record. Lineage: Eukaryota; Metazoa; Arthropoda; Insecta; Hymenoptera; Apidae. The transcript has 2 exons. The coding region runs from base 1 to 1035 and encodes 344 amino acids.